Charadrius vociferus (killdeer) is the source of this 561-nucleotide messenger RNA. RefSeq names its product thrombopoietin (gene THPO). The record is from RefSeq and is a predicted model, not a curated record. The coding region runs from base 1 to 561 and encodes 186 amino acids. The transcript has 5 exons. Gene Ontology annotation, cellular component: extracellular region. Gene Ontology annotation, molecular function: hormone activity; cytokine activity. Gene Ontology annotation, biological process: positive regulation of hematopoietic stem cell proliferation; thrombopoietin-mediated signaling pathway; cell population proliferation. NCBI's taxonomy places the organism in Eukaryota, Metazoa, Chordata, Aves, Charadriiformes, Charadriidae.
AUGGAACUGAACAGACUGCUCCUCCUCACAUCCUUCCUCCUGCAUGUGGAAGAAGGCCGUGCCAGCCCAACACGGCUGGUCUGCGACGACAGGCUCAUCCAGAAGUACAUUGGGGAGGCCAAGGACAUGGAGGAGAGAGCGGACCAGUGCCAGGCACUGCCCACACUCAGCUGCCCCGCGGUGCUGCCCUUGGUGGACUUCAGCCUCCAGCAGUGGAAAACCAAAUCGAACGAGACCAAGCGACAGGAGAUCCUGUGCGACCUGGCACUGCUGGUGGGUGCUGCAGCAGGGGCCCAGGGCCAGGUGACCCAGGAGUGCGGGGCCAGAGAGCUGAGCCAGCUUUACCAACACGCCAACUCCUUCCUCCUGCUCCUGCAGACCUUCAGCUGGGAGGCAGGACCCUGGGAGCCAGGCUGCUCCCCACGCUCCAUAGAGGAGACCCACAUAACCAGCAUCUUCCUCACCUACCGGCAGCUGGUGCAGGGCAAGCUGCGUUUCUUCUUCCGUGACCUGGCCAAGGACUUGUGCAAGCAACGCCAUGGGGGUGGCAGAGAGCCCUAG